Pseudopipra pipra is the source of this 11031-nucleotide messenger RNA. It is a transcript of the gene S1PR3, whose product is annotated as sphingosine-1-phosphate receptor 3. Bases 2750 to 3895 code for a protein of 381 amino acids. Gene Ontology annotation, cellular component: cytoplasm; plasma membrane. Gene Ontology annotation, biological process: adenylate cyclase-activating G protein-coupled receptor signaling pathway; regulation of metabolic process. The record is from RefSeq and is a predicted model, not a curated record. Gene Ontology annotation, molecular function: sphingosine-1-phosphate receptor activity. The transcript has 2 exons. Lineage: Eukaryota; Metazoa; Chordata; Aves; Passeriformes; Pipridae.
GGCAGUGGAGAUGUGCCUUGCAAUAGGGCAGGUUAAGGGAUUGUGGCCUUCCACUCAGUGUUGCUUUAUUCACGGCAUGUGUGGCAGAGAGACCAUACAGACCCCAGUGGGAUCUAGGUUUAUGAGCCAUGCUAGAGAGCCCCUGCUCCAAACUGAAAGGGUGCUUGACCCUGCUAGGAUCCUUGACCUCUGCAGGAGACCACAUUAACCACUGCAGACACCCCAAAGCAUGGGGUGGGCCAGGAGAUUAGCCAGGAGGGGGAAAUCUUGGUGUUCAUGGCUGACCCCAACUGCUCUCUCCACCCUUGGAGUAGGGAAGCCAAAUAGCUGGAGGAGGCAGCUGAAUUUUGCCCUCCACAUGAUUGUGGUUCCACAUGACUGUGGUUCUUGACAUUGUACCACUGCCUUUAUUCGAGUAAUGUAGCUGUCGCUGUUUUAGCCAUCACAUCCGUGAGGAAGCAUAGCCAGACUGCCCCUGCAAUGCAGAGAGGUUAGUUUAUCUUUCUAGUCGUACCUGAUGGUGGAGCGAUAGGGAUCCCCUGCCUUGCUUUAGAGGGAAUAAAACUCAUUUCCGGUGGUUUCAAGAGCUCGGGGUGCUGAGGUACCUAACCAUGGCAGUGCUGGGCAAACAACAGGCCACAGGCAGGUUCUUCAGGUUAUUUUUUAAAUAUUCCGAACUGAAGUCCAUACUUUGCAGCUAGUAUGUGACUGGGGCAAACAUGUUUUGCAGAGUAAAUUGUGGUACUGUCAGAAAGCAGUGACACAGGUUAUCCCGGACCUGGCCAUUGCUGUCUUGUUAUUGCAAUGCAAAACCAACAUCAAUUUUUCUAACUGCUAAAGGGAGACUGUGCUUUCUGAGUUACUGGCUACAAAGCAAGAGAAAUACAUAAGGAGGGUAUGGCUAAAAGAUAUUACUUGGAAAUGUUGCUGCCAGAAGAGAAUAAAUUUUAAUUUAUUGCAUUAUUAUUUAUAUUAACUUUCAAGUGUCUUAUGCGUGAUACUCAUUCCAUGAGAGUCCUGGCAGAUAGUAAUGUUACAACCUUCACUGCCUUCUCACUAGCCUGUCAGAGGCAAAGACUUACUUUUAUGAUACUGAGUUCGCUGUAAUAAUUUUAAGAGAAGCAAUUUCUAACAGUGGCAGAGCCCCCGUACAAUUUCUGCUGAUUGAGUGCAUCGUCCUUGCCUUCAGCCAGGGGAACUGGUACAACACCAUUGCCUUUAGCAGAGUCAUGACAGUUUGCAUCUGCUGAGUUGUGGCUGAUAAACUCCUACGUAUGGCAUAUAAUUUUCUUCACAGAAAGAGAUGCAUUUGCCCUUUGAUAGAUCGGUGUGAUAACUGGCUUGAAAAAGACUUCCAGAAACAUUUAUUUUGUUAUGUGUGGUGCUCCUAAACGUUAGGAAUAUUAUUCUCUCAGGCAGCCAUCAGCCAGCCUGGUGAGUACUGCUGGUUGAGCUAUUAUUAACAAACACUUUUCAAGUCAAAUGUAAUUGUUUAUUUUACAGUGGAAAGCACUUGCAAUUCAUAUGGACACAGUGGGAUUUUGUUAUAAGCCAAUACAAUGAAAGGCUGUGACAAUUUAUGUGAUAACAGUGUGCAGAUUGUGAGUGAAUUACAAUUACAUUGAACCUUAGCUGAGGUGAAGUUGUUCUGUCGAGAGCUCCACUGUUACCAUGUUUCAGAAAAGAGUUUUAACAACUCGAGGGCCCAGUUCAGCUUCUGGGAAAUGAAUGAGGUGGUUGCUGUCAUCUUCAGAGUGAAAAAGGACCAAGGACACCACAGUUUGGAACUGUGAACUAGAGUGGGAAAAUUACAAUGGGUAAAUAGCCAGUUAUUUUCUCAGAAAAUAAUUUUAAAACACCCUGAGUGUACUAAAGAAUUCAAGUCAAUUUACUGUAGGCUUUUGUCAGAUCAUGUCCUUUCUGAAGGAGGGAAACCAGGAAAAGAGAGAGUAGAAAAAUAGGGUGUGGGUCAUCCCUUUAAAUCCCUUUGCAUUCUUCUGGGAUGUGGUUUGCUCCUCCCCUCAUCCUCUUGAGAGACACUUGAAAAUAUAUUUCUCACUUUUUAAGUGCCCCAAGCAGACUGCUGGGUUGGCAGUGGCUCACACAUUUUUCUGGUCUUCAGAAAACUGUAUAGGAUCAUAAAAUCAUAGAAUGGAUCUGAUUGGAAGGGACCUUAAAGAUAUCUGGUUCCAUCCCCCCUUCCCUUGAUACCUCUCUUUUGAAAGUGUCUUUAAUGUGCUUGGAAAAUGCUCAUUGAGUAAAUAAAUGGUAUGGUUUAAGAGCUCUAGCUCUUAAAAGAUUCCCCAAACUAAGCUACUUAAUUAUGGGCCAAUGGAAAUUGUCCUGGUAUCCAGUACAAAUUCUUAUUUUUUUUACCUUUCACAGAAAAAAAAAAAAAUACAAAUUUGGUUCAGAUGAAACAAGUUCUUUCCUCAUCCCUAUCCUGGUUUUCAUAGAAAACUGAAACAUUGGUUGUUUUUUCAUCCUCAGUGCAUACAUUUGGGGCACGGGCCUCAAUUCUCAUUGGAUUAUGCUGCAACAAAACUCUUACAUUUUUGGUAAAACAAGCCUGGUUUGCAAGCCACUCUCCCGAAUUAAUAUGCAAGGCUUGCUGGAGCUGGGGAUACACAACGCCUGCCCAGAGGAGUGCUGGGAGGAGCGUGGCUUGAUCUCCCUCUUGUGGAAAAUUAUUGGAACUAUAUUCUCGUGAUACUGAGGAAAGAAAAGUCCAGCAUCCUUAAGGGAACAAAUGAUGGCAGCAGUUACCAUGCCACCUUUUGCUCUUGUCAGCCCUCAAGGAAAUGAAGAGAUGGACUCUCUAAUUGUACUGCAUUAUAAUUACACAGGAAAGCUUAAUUCAAGGGAAAAGGCAACUGGUAAUAUAGACCUGCCCGCUAUUGCAUUUCUAAUCCUAUGUAGUUUCAUAGUCCUGGAAAACUUGAUGGUGUUGAUUGCCAUAUGGAAAAACAAUAAAUUUCACAACCGCAUGUACUUUUUUAUUGGCAAUCUAGCUCUCUGUGAUCUUUUAGCUGGGAUUGUUUACAAGGUAAACAUUCUUAUGUCUGGGAAGAAGACUCUGAGCUUAUCCUCCACAAUCUGGUUCAUUAGAGAAGGCAGCAUGUUUGUUGCCCUGGGAGCCUCCACUUUCAGCUUGCUAGCCAUAGCUAUUGAGCGACAUUUAACCAUGAUUAAAAUGAGGCCUUACGACGCAAAUAAAAAAUACAGGGUGUUCCUUCUCAUUGGUACAUGCUGGCUUAUUUCAAUUUCCUUGGGUGCCUUACCCAUCCUCGGCUGGAACUGUAUAAACAACUUACCAGAUUGCUCGACAAUUUUGCCUCUGUACUCCAAGAAGUAUGUUGUGUUCUGCAUUAGUAUCUUCAUAGCCAUUUUGGUUGCCAUUGUCAUCCUUUAUGCCCGUAUCUACAUACUGGUUAAGUCCAGCAGUCGCAAUGUCACCAACCACAAUAACUCGGAGCGCUCCAUGGCGCUCCUUAGGACUGUCGUGAUCGUCGUUAGUGUCUUCAUUGCCUGUUGGUCUCCACUCUUCAUCCUGUUCCUCAUCGAUGUGGCCUGCAGAGUCAAGGAGUGCUCUAUCUUGUACAAACCCAACUGGUUUAUUGCUCUGGCGGUCAUCAACUCUGCAAUGAACCCAAUCAUUUAUACCCUGGCCAGUAAGGAAAUGCGUCGCGCCUUCUUUCGCCUUGUCUGUGGCUGCCUGGUGAAAUCCAAGGUGGCCAGAUCUUUGCCUAUUCAGCCCACACCAGAUCACAGUCGAAGCAAAUCCAGCAGCAGCAACACCCAGAAGCCAAAGGAAGAUUUCCCACCAAUGAAUGUUCCCUCGUGUAUCACUGAGAAAAAUGAAUCUCCGUUUCACAAUGGGAACUUCUGUAAGUAAAGGACUCCUGAAGACAAGUACUUUUCCAUGGCUUUUAGAUUUAAACUACACAUGAAGUUUAAAUAUUCAUGCACUUAAAUCACAGAGGAAAACACUAACCACUUAUUUAACUUUGAGGACUUAUUUAUCAACAAUCAUGUGUUUUGGGUGUUCAUUCAGUAACGCACCUGAUUCAGAAAAAAACCUUUCAUGCUGCCCAACAGCCAGGACAGAGUCCAUGUACAUCUAAGGACAUCACACACCACAAUGGCAUUGCAUGCUGAGACUGUGUUUGGCACUUACUCAUUUUGGAAGACAUCACUAAAACCUGUUAGAAACUUUGGAUUUACUAAAGACUGCUGAUGUUUGGAAGAUGAACCCGAUUAUUGUCAGCUGGGAGAAGAAUUCAUUACAUAUGUUGUAAUGUUGACUGUAGUUCUCUAUAUGUAUCUUGCUGUUAUGUUAAUGGCCUUAUAUAUAUGUGGUAUAAAUAGCUGUAUAUUUGUACAAUUUCUUACUAAAAAUUCAUUGUUUGGUGAAAGUUUACAAUAUGCUAAACAUUGUAUUGCAGUAUACAGUGUAAGGUGACUAAUUAUACAAAUAGAUGUGUUUCAAUGGGGAUAUUUAAAAUGAAGUAGUAACUUUUAACUGUCAGGAACUUUAACGUGUCAUAUCAAUGCAGUAUUUUUAUUUUUUUUUCCAUUGUUAUUCAAACUUUUCGUGUUUAGUGAAAGAUAGUAUGGCAGUUGUCACUGUGGCAUUUCACAACGCAUUUUAAGCAAGCAGUAGUAAAUAACCAUUGUGAGAGGAUAUAUAUGUUUGCUAUUUAAAGUAGUUAAAAUGUGACCCCACAAUACACACGUAACAAAUGUUUAUUCACGUACUGUUUCAAUGCAUAUAACUUUGCUUACUAUUUUCAAUGUAUUUAAAAAUUUGUGUCCGACCUACGUAAACCUGUGUACAUUGUGAAUGCACUACCUAAGCUGAGAUCCUUCAGUUCUGAAACAGAGACAUAUCAUUUCAGAAAGCAAUGAACCACAGUGGAUUCCCAUGGAGCUCCUUCUUUCCAGGCACUACCACAGCAUGGGAUUGUGUUGGGAAUUCUCCCUGGGAAGUUCAGCAAGUGAGACAAUAUCCCAUUUUCUGUUAAUGGGACCCUGCACUUCUAUCACCUCUGGACACUUCUGCAGAUACGAGAGAAAAGAUGCGGUACAACAGGAUCAUGCUGAAGGGUAUAUCUCCAUUUACACCUGACCCUGCCUUGGCUCUGGAAGGAAAGCUUGUUUAGUUUGGAAGACCUGGAGCCCCAGCCCCAGCCUUUUGAGAGGCUGUUCCAGAGAAACCUAAAAACAACUUUAUGGUUCAUCACUGCCUUACCAGCCUCAGUACAGAAUGGUGGUCAGUGUCAAAGGCAUUCCCUGAGACCUAGAGUGGUUAAGACUUCAUGAACAUCUGGUUUCAAGUCCUCAUGGAAGCAGCCCGUGGCACUUCCAUCAAUAGUACUUUACGGCUGGAGGCUUCAGUGAAGUUCAGCAGGAAAUUCUGAGGCAAGUUCCCGCUGUCUUUCAGUAAGAAUGUAACCAUUUAACUUUGUUGGGCUCUUUCAAAGAUUUGUGUUUAAGGUCUCAAAACACGCCUUGUGCACAAUCAGAAGUAAUCGAGGCUUUUUUAACACACAGCCUGAAAGAGCUCAUCCUUAGCUUUAAUCUGGUCUUAAUCAUUUAAAGCAGCAGCAUUAGACUCUUCCCAAAUAUGCAUAGUGUAUAAGCUGUGUAAUGUGUGUAGCAAAAGCCUUUAAAAUGUAGAGGUUUGCAUUGUGAUUAUCUUUUACAUAUUAACAGUCUGCUUGUAAAUAUUUUAUGCUGUUAGAAAAGUGUGUAAGAACAAAGAACUCUAUUUGAAUGAAAUAACUGUGAAAAAGAGUAGUAAAUAGAAAAUAAUCUCUACCAAAAAUGUUGAAAAGCAGUGCACUUCGAGAAGAACAAAAAGCUAAACCAAGCAAAGCAUGAUAUAACUAUAUGGACUGCAGAUACAGGCUGCAGGCUCUGUAACUUUGUGAGAAACAAGCUAGUGACAUUGCAUUGCCGUGGCUUGCUUAGGGUUUUAGGUCUUACAGUGCUUUUUGGCUGCAUUGUAGAAGUUCUUCUCUGAGGCUGUGUCUUCAAAAACUGCCAGCUAAGAUAUUUGUAUACUUCUAGCUUAGUUCAUGUGGUGGUGGCAUUUGGCAACAUUCCUUGCUAUUGUACAACAGACAGGCCUUAGGAACACAAUAGUCUGAGAAAACGUGGUGGCUGAGCCCACACCAACCCUCAUGUCAAUGAUGUUACAUGAUUUCCUUAACCUUCUGUCUAUCUGCUGGUGACACUUCCUGAGCCAGCCUAAACUGGGCAUUUUCCUCCGUGCGGUUGCACAGUUCAGAUAAACAUCACAUAGUUCUCAGCCAGCAACAGCUCUAAAGUGCCAAUUACAUACUUAAAUAGAUUGUCCAUCAGGUAUCUGUAGUUAGGCUGGCUGCUUUCAGGCAUAAAACAAACAGCAAACACAACAACGGCAUUUAACCCAUCACUAUGAUAACCUCUCAACCUUGGCCAUAUUGAUCACCACAACUGGUCUACUCUGGCCUCAAAUCGGGAGGCCUGGAGACACCCCAUCUAUAACGCUGCUGUCUCCUUUGAGAACACAGCAGGAUCACUCUCGAGGAGAAAAGGCAACGCAGAAAGAACCGUGUAUUGCAGAAUACACCAUCUAAGGAGUCUUUCUGCUGUGCCUUUUGCAAUCAGAUGUGUCUGUCACGUAUUGGCCUCACAAGCCACCAGCGUGUUUGUAACAAACGUGGAUAGAGCCUUCCCAAAUCUCCAUUCGCGAAGCCCAGCCAUGAUGAUGAUAACCCCCAUGACUGAUAACUUUUUUACAGGGUUCAAUUGCCUUCAUGUCCACCCCAUGGUCCUGUGCCACGGUCCGAAAGGGGAGGAUAGGGCGGUGGCACCGCACGGGUCCCGGACACAAAGGUGGGAUGCAGGUAGAGUCCUUUAUUCACACGUGCACCCGGUCUUUCAUCAGCUCGGGAGGGGAAAGGGCCAGAACAUAGGGCAGAGCAUGAGACAGACAGACAGUGGGGACAAACCAGGACUGGGACACGGGCAAAAGGGGAGGAGCGGGGGAAGCAGGGAGCAGGCAAACUCAUGGCAAGCCUGGGCUUGUCCAGGCUGUGCACUGUGUAGUGGGAAUACAAUGAAACCACAUAACAGUAAAGUCCAUAUAAUAAAGUCCUUCCAAUUGCUGUAUGCUUUUCUCCAUGCCUGGAACCGUUCCCAUCCUGAAUCUUACUCCUUCAUAUCUCACCCUUUCUUAUUUGUUUGAAAAUGUCUGUUGUGAUAGUCCUCUUGCAGCAUGCUGUGACACAAGAAAUAGUUAAUAUCAAUACAAACAAAGCAAAAUUUCAAAGCUAGUUAAAAAGGGUUUGUUUAAAUGGACUUGUUUAAAUGGACUUGGGGGAGGACAGAUCUGCAUCUUCCAAAACAGUUUGGACAGUUGCAUCUACUGAGUGACUCCCCCCCUAAAAAAUUGUUUCCAGCCUGAGAUGCCACUGCUCCAUGAUGUCUAAAAGCUUAGUGAUAGUGGUCUUCUGUGGACUGCGAGAUCCUGGAAAGUAAACAGAACAUGUUAGAAAUGGUCUUUCUGCUUGUACAGCUGGAAGGGAGAACUUAGGAUUGGGGUCACGUGGUAAGGGCACAACUUGCGUAAUCUGUUCAUCUGAUUUAAGCAGGGAAUGGUAGGUUUAACAUGAUUCAUUCUAAUUGCUGUGGUUUCCUGGCACCUGCUGAAGGGAUGGGCUAUGCAGGAUGGAACGCAGUUGAGGGGGUGUUUGUGUUAUCAUGCCACCCCUGGAGCUUGCUGCCUGGUUUCCUGACAGUUCACAGGUGCACUGUUUAAGAUCUGGCAUUGAAUUAGAAGUCACUUUUCUCCUUAAGUCGGGUGACUUUUUCGGGGGCAGCAGUUCUCCGUAGAGGUUAGUGAGGGAGCAGCAAUCCUUAGUCCAGUAUCUGUUUUUGCCACAUCGCUUGCGCGGUGUCUUUGGAAGCUCAAAUUUUGUGGUUAAUCGUGCGCAGUUCUUUUUUAUAUGUCCUGUCUCACCACAAUGAAAACAGGUCUGUGGCCCAACUAAGGCUUCAGCUACUAGUCUUGCUUUAUGAGAAUUAGACUCCACAUUCUUGCAAGCUUCUAUCAUCUCCAGAAGUGUGGGAUCUUUUAGCAUUUUUAAAGCUUGUUGGCAAUCCUCGUUAGCUUUUUCAACCACAAGCUUAUUAAACAGAAUGUCUUGGCUUUCUUUCUGCUGGACUUGGCAUGCUAUAGCUUCUUUUAGCCUGGUUAUAAAGUCCACAAAAGGUUCUUUUGGGCCCUGAUGAAUUAGGGUGAAUGAAGGUGUUUGGACAUAUGUAUCAGCAACCUUUUUAAAGGCUUCCAUUGACAGUUCUUUUGUAAUGUCCAGAUAUUUUAAAUUCACAAGAGACUGGUCUUGUUGGCUGGCGUAGCUGCCCUCCCCAUACAGCAUGUCAAUGGCACUGCUUGUUGGAAUACCACGCCUCUCCAUCUUUUCAUUGACAUAUUUAACUAUAAGCCGUUUCCAUUCCGCCUCAAAAAUGGAUGCUUGCACAGUCAAUAACAGUCCAUUAAUUACCGCUUUGAUAUCAUACGGUAUUAAACGGCAGGCGAGGAAAAACGAUUCAAAAAGCCCAACGGUGUAAGGUGAACCUAAACCAUACUGCACAAUUGCGUGUUUGAUGUCUUUCAACACAGGGCAUGGCACCAGACGCCAUUCUGGAGCACGACCGUCCUCUAGAUAAAUUGGAAAGGCUUUUAAAAACUCGGUGUCGUUAGCCUGUGCUAACUGGAACUGGUUAUUUGGUGUUGUAGCAUCAUCAGAACCAACCUCCCGGCGAUUAAUGCUUCAACAGCAACUUUGUCUCCCCUCUCUUUCGCUUUCCAGAUAUUAUUUCCAAUUUUCUCCCAGUCUUUUAGAGACAUACUGCUGGAGACUGCUUCCCCUCUAUUUUCCAGCCAUUUAGCAAGGGCUUUUGCAGAUUUUUUUGUCUAAGGGGUGUCCAUUUUCCAAAAUAAAUUCUUUAACUCGCGGUAUACAAACUUUUGAGGGGUAGGUAGCGAGAGACCCAUAUUUCUGGAUUUACUUAGGCUUCUAUUAGUCUGCAGUUGGUUUUAAAAAAUUUUUGUUAGGGUGGGAGAUGGGAUUAGAUGUUUUCCCGGUGCUCACCUUUCUCAGUGCAGCGGCCGUCUUGCUGUGAUCUGGGGUUCAGCCAGGAAGGACAGCGGGACAAAAACACUUCUCUCUGCGUGGUCUGAGCCCUUGUGGCGUGUGGGAGGUUUUUUAAGAUAAAAAUCUCUACCUUUGCUUCACGUUGGACGCCAUAUGCCGCGGUCCAAAAGGGGAGGAUAGGGCUGUGGCACCGCACAGACACAAAGGUGGGAUGCAGGUAGAGUCCUUUAUUCACACGUGCACCUGGUCUUUUAUCAGCUCGGGAGGGGAAAGGGCCAGAACAUAGGGCAGAGCAUGAGACAGACAAGCGGGAGGACAAACCAGGACAGGGACACGGGCAAAAGGGGAGGAGCAGGGGAAGCAGGGAGCAGGCAAACUCAUGGCAAGCCUGGGCUUGUCCAGACUGUGCACUGUGUAGUGGGAAUACAAUGAAACCACAUAAUAACAGUAAAGUCCAUAUGAUAACUCUAAGGUCCAUAUAAUAAAAUCCUGUCAAUUGCUGUAUGUUUUUCUCCAUGCUUGGAACUGUUCCCAUCGCAGUCCUGCUCUCCGACCCUGUGUCCAGUUCUUGGCCAGUUCUGGGCCAGUUCCUGUGCUCAGUUCUGGGCCCCUCAGUUCAGGAAGGAUAUUGAGGUGCUGGAGCAGGUCCAGAGAAGAGCAACAAGGCUGGGGAAGGGACUUGAGGACAAGUACUAUCAGGAGAGGCUGAGGGAGCUGGGGGGGCUCAGCCUGGAGAAGAGGAGGCUCAGGGGAGACCUCCUCACUCUCUGCAACUCCCUGACAGGAGGGGGGAGCCAGGGGGGGGUUGGGCUCUUUUCCCAGGUAACUCUCAGCAAGACAAGAGGGCUGGGUCUUCAGCUGUGCCAGGGGAGGUUUAGGUUGGAUAUUAGGAAGAAAUUCUUUCCAGAGUGGGUAAUCAGACGUUGGAAUGGGCUGCCCAGGGAAGUGGUGGAUUCUCCAUCCCUGGAGGUGUUUAAGACUGAAUGUGGCAUCAGUGCCAUGGUGUGGUAAACACAGCAGUAGUGGAUCAAGGGUUGGACUUGAUGAUCUUAGACAUCCCUUCCAACCCAGCUGAUUCUGUGAUUCUAUGAUUCUUGCUAUUUAGAUGGGGGGAAAAAAAGGAUGUUUUUUAAUAGCCAUAGUCCAAGAAAAUACACAUAAAAGUGAGCUUUAACAUCUCCAUUUUAGCCUUAGCUAUUGUCAGUGUUGGUGCAAGGUACAGGUAAUGCAGGCAACUCCACUGUUGGAGGCAAUGUGAUUGCAUGUCCGUACAAAAACCUUUAAUUCUACUUUGAUUUCCUUUUCUUAUUUUGGAGCUGUGGGGAUAUUUUGUUAGUUCAAUUCCCUGCUGUACUUAAAGCAGGUUUCCGAGAUUCAUGGGUUCACAUAUAACAGUGAUAAUAUGAUUUACAAAAUACCUAGGACUGAAGAGAAAAAAAACCCUAUUGUUGAUGCAAUCUUCAGUGGGCACAUUCCACUGGGAAGUAUUGGAUAAGGCAUAGAUCAUGGAAGAUUUCAGAACAGAAUUUUAAAUUAGGACAGGUCAAGAGCUUAACAGCAGUGGAUGUUAAACAACCAAGAAGAUGAUGUAUUCUUGAAGCUGUGAAAAGAUGGAGAAUAUUUUCUUUAACCCUAAAAAUAUUAGAAAAUUCCUUCAAACACACCCCAGAAUCCAAGCUUGUUACCAUCUAGGCUGAUUUGAGCAUACAGGAAACUGAAUAAGGUCUCCCUUUCCAAUUGGUUUUAAGUGGAGCAAAGGCUACAAAGGACACUUAACCUUUCAUUCAUAUUAUUUGAUGAAUUGGAAUGUUUAUUUUUGCUCUGUAUUACAAAAUAAAUGCUAAUUCAGCCACCUAUGGAGAAAAUAAAGGUUUUCACAAGCUGC